This is a messenger RNA of Aphanomyces invadans, 1761 nucleotides long. RefSeq lists its product as hypothetical. Lineage: Eukaryota; Oomycota; Saprolegniomycetes; Saprolegniales; Verrucalvaceae. The record is from RefSeq and is a predicted model, not a curated record. The transcript has 9 exons. Gene Ontology annotation, biological process: magnesium ion homeostasis. The coding region runs from base 40 to 1761 and encodes 573 amino acids.
AUUUCCGGCCGUUUCCCAUUUAUUAUUUGGUGGCACAACAUGAUCCAGCAGCAUGGAGGCGGCGGCGGCGGCAGCGCCAACUGGUCGACGGACGAGUGGAUGUUUCGCAUCAGCAUCAUCCUUGUCCUGGUCCUUUUGGCCGCGGUCUUCUCGGGCCUGACGCUCGGGCUCAUGUCGCUGGACAAGACUGGACUCGACAUCGUGAUCGCGACGGGCGAAGACCCGAAAGCCACCGUGGAAGAACGGAUCAAUGCCAAGCAUGCCAGGAAGAUUCGGCCGAUUCGGCAAGACGGUCACCUUCUCCUUACGACGCUCCUCUUUGGCAAUGUCGCGGUCAACUCGAUCAUGGCCAUCCUCAUGGCCGACAUGACGUCAGGGACGGUCGGGUUCAUCGUGAGCACGGUCGUGCUGGUGAUCUUUGGUGAGCUCGUGCCCCAAGCGCUCUGCUCCAAGCAUCCUCUCGCAAUCGGGGCUGCCGCGCUUCCAGUGAUUCGACUCCUCCUUGCAAGCAUGUACAUCGUGGCCAAACCGAUUGCGCUCGUGCUUGACUGGGCCGUGGGGAAGGACAUGGGGACGCUCUUUUCCAAAGGCGAGUUGGAAAAGAUGCUCGACAUCCAUGUCGCCCAGAAAAAACUCGACUCGGACGAGCUCGCGAUCAUGAAGGGCGCAAUGUACUACAAACAGACCGCUGUAUCGUCGAUCAUGACGCCGAUCGCGGACGCCUUCACGCUCCCGGGGUCGACCGUGCUCGACCAACCAACUAUUGAACGGAUCUACGCAGCGGGGUUUACGCGCGUGCCAGUGUGGGGCCGCGACCUCAACGACAUCCUCGGGGUCGUGUUUGCCAAGGACUUGAUCUUUGUCCACCCGCAGGACAACGGCACGCUGUUGGACUUUAUGCAUCUCUUUGGGCGCAGCGUCCAUCGCGUGUGGCCCGACUCGUCGCUGGGCGACGUCCUGCACGCAUUCAAGCUCGGUCGGACGCAUUUGGCGAUUGUCCAUGACGUAAACAAUUGGUCGGACGUCGAUCCGUUUUACGAAACGCAGGGCGUCGUGACGUUGGAAGACAUUGUCGAGGAGAUUCUGCAGACGGACAUCCUGGACGAACGCGAUGUCGUCGAGGGGGAGAUGGCCGCACGAAACAAGCGACUGCAUCACCCGAGCUUUGACACGGGCGUCCGCCACAUCCUCGACAACAACACGACAUGCAAGUCGAUGGACGAGCCAGAGGCCAUGUCGUUAGCCAAGCACUUGGUCGCAACGCACCCGGUGUUUCAAGUGUCGACGUCAGCAGGCGUGCCAUUGACGGCGGCCACCGUGGCCGCGUUGCUCAUGCGAAGCGCGAUCGUGGAAUUCGACGCGGACCAAGAGUACCCCCCGCUGUACGAGAUGCACACUGUCGCGCCGCCCCACUGCAUGGUUAUCGUCCAAGGGUCGGUGACAGUCACGACCAGUGAAGGCAAAACCUCGACGGCCGGGCUCUGGACGGUGCUGAGCGCGCACAGCUUGCUCGGUGCGGAAGGCGACGUCCGCAGCGACAUGACGGCAACAGUGGCUCGCGCCAGCUACACGCGGUGCUUGCGAAUAUCUCGACUCGAGUUUCAGCGCAUGCUGCGCCCUGUUCAACUGACAAACAACACGUCCGAGCUCACGUUGAAGCGCCAUCAGAGCAGCCAUGCGAUCAACACGGUCGGCCGCGUCCGUCGGUCGCGCAAAAACCCGCCGACCGGCCACGUCGCCGACAUCGUCCAGUACGUGUAG